This is a messenger RNA of Cynara cardunculus var. scolymus (artichoke), 3679 nucleotides long. RefSeq names its product mRNA-capping enzyme-like. The record is from RefSeq and is a predicted model, not a curated record. Gene Ontology annotation, biological process: 7-methylguanosine mRNA capping; protein dephosphorylation. Lineage: Eukaryota; Viridiplantae; Streptophyta; Magnoliopsida; Asterales; Asteraceae. Gene Ontology annotation, molecular function: ATP binding; protein tyrosine/serine/threonine phosphatase activity; mRNA 5'-triphosphate monophosphatase activity. The coding region runs from base 629 to 2857 and encodes 742 amino acids. The transcript is spliced from 17 exons.
GUGUAUUGUCUGUUCCUGACACAUACAUAUCAAAACAAAAGUGAUUUUCUUAACUUUUAAGUUGUGAGCGAAAUGAUCAAUUAUAUUGGGUAAAGGGGGUUUAUCAUGAAAAAAUGGUCUUGUGUUUGAAAGUACUUAAUUAACUUGGUUUGAGAAGGUGUACACACAUCAUCAUAUGAUACAGAGACUUAAAGUGCGAUGAAGAGGGUUUAUUAUGAAGAAAAAUGGUCUUGUGUUUGAAAGUUUUAUUUAACUUGGCUUGACAGCUGAGCUAAGAACCUUUCUUUCCAAGAUCAAGGGCAACUGUUUCAAUCAAUUUAUAAGUGGGAGUUCAUGGUUGGUUGGAAUCAACAUGAGUGUCUAGCUUUAUAGCAUUACCAAUAUAAAGUUAAUUUAGGAACCUUAAAUAUUUUGAGAACCCCGUUAACCAACAAUGCAUGAUGAAUAUAGCUAAAUACAAGCAUUUUCAUUAUUCAUGAUAUCCGUUAUGAAUAAUUCACGAACAGUUAAUUCUCACGGUUCUCAAAAUACUUAUGUUUCUCAAAUGAAUUUACCCCUUCAAAUAUAGCACUCCCACUUUCUUUUAAGAAAGGCAUGUCCCAGCUCCAUAAACUAUUUGCUUUUUGUUAUGAGUUUGUUUGUAAUCCACACUAUGCUAGAAGUUGUAGUUUGUGAUGCCUGGUAUGUUAUUGUUGAUCGAGCUUUUGGUGUUCUAGAAUUUCAGUUCUUCCCGAGUAGUUGGAUCUACAUAUCACCAAAGCUUUCUGUGGAUGUGGGGAAUCAACACAUGGACUUGAAUGCCUCUCCUUUACCAGAGGAAGAUGACUCGAUACGUUCAGAUACUGUAAAAACUCAGUUCGCUGGACAAGAAAGAUUGACCGGCCUUCAGACCAUGGACCAAGAUAGAAGGAAUGGGGGAUCAAAAAGAAGAUAUGUGGAUGUGGACCCAAUGCAUAUGUCCCAGCCAUCCAAGCGUAGUCAGGGAUUCCAAAGUAGAGACAAUGAAUUCUAUGACCGGAAUAGCCUUCCCCCAGGUUGGUUGGACUGCCCUCCAUAUGGGGAUGCAGUCAGUUUUCUUAUACCUUCAAAAGUCCCUCUCGGUGAGUCUUUCAAUGACAAGGUUACUUCUGAUAAAAGAUACUCCCCUCAACAAGCGAUUCGUCAGCAACGGCGUUUAGGGAGAGAACUAGGUUUAGUAAUAGAUCUAACAAACACUAAUCGGUACUAUCGCGAGUCAGAUUGGACGAAAGAAGGUAUUGAAUAUGUUAAGAUCAGGUGCGCAGGAAGGGAUGCAGUGCCUGAUAAUGAGGCUGUCGAAAAUUUUAUGCAGGAGGUGACCCGGUUCAAUUCCCAACAUGCUCAUUCAAAUAAGUAUGUCUUUGUCCAUUGUACACAUGGCCAUAAUCGGACAGGAUAUAUGAUUGUUCAUUUUCUUAUACGGGCAGAAUCACUUUCCGUCACGGAGGCGAUAAAUAGAUUUUCUGAAGCACGUCCUCCAGGGAUUUACAAACAAGAUUACAUUGAUGAUCUAUACGAUAUUUUCGGUGAACAAAAGCCUAUAACUUGUGUCUGCCCACAAACCCCAGAAUGGAAGAGGUCACCUGAUCGGGAUGAUGAUGCAACUGCUGGUUUACAGGACAAUGACGUGCAAGCAGGCCAGAUGACAAAUUUGUUCGGUGAAAGUGAGAUGGAAAAUGCCAUGGGAGCAGGUGAGGUUGCAAAUGCUAUGGUACCAAGCGAGAUGACAAAUGAUGAUAUAUUGGGAGAUAAUGUGCCAUAUAAUCAGAUAGAGACAAUGAGGCAGUUCUGCAAUCAAGCUCUUAAGUUGAAUGUACGGGGCCGAGGAAAGCCACAAUUUCCAGGAUCACACCCUGUUUCUCUUAGCAGGGACAACUUACAGCUCUUGAGGCAACGUUACUAUUAUGCCACAUGGAAAGCCGAUGGAACACGCUAUAUGAUGUUAAUAACUUGGAAUGGAUGUUAUCUUAUUGAUAGAAAUUUCCAAUUUCGAAGCGUUGAGUUGCGGUUUCCAUGUAGAAGUGUUAGUGAGAGUGCAGCCAUAAACACUCAUCACUACACCUUACUUGAUGGCGAAAUGAUAAUUGAUACGGACCCGAGCACACACAAGCAGGAAAGGAGAUAUCUCAUAUAUGAUCUGAUAGCAAUCAACAAAGUAUCACUCAUAGAGCGUCCUUUUAGCGAAAGGUGGAUGAUACUCGAGAAUGAAGUUAUUAAACCUCGAAAUAGCGAGCGAGAUCGUUUGUUCAAGAGUAGAAAUCCGUACUACAGAUAUGACUUGGAACCAUUCAGGGUGAGAAGGAAAGACUUUUACCUACUUUCGGCUGUAUCUAAGCUUCUAAAGGAGUUCAUUCCACGCCUAUCACAUGCAUCGGAUGGUCUCAUUUUUCAGGGUUGGGACGAUCCAUAUGUGCCUCGCACACAUGAAGGUCUAUUGAAGUGGAAGUAUCCAGAAAUGAACUCGGUUGAUUUUCUCUUCGAGGUGGGAAACAAUAAUCGUCAUAUGCUUUGCUUGAACGAGCGUGGGAGAAGGAAAACGAUGGAUGGAAAUCGUGUUGUUUUUAGAGAUCCAUCAAUAGAUGUAUUUUCGUUAUCCGGGAAGAUAAUAGAGUGUUCAUGGGAUUCCGAGGAAGACGUUUGGGUCUUUAUGCGAAUGCGGCCCGACAAAUCGACACCGAACGAAUUUAUAACCUUCAAGAAGGUUAUGAGGAGCAUCAAGGAUAACAUCACAGAAGAGGUCGUAUUAAAUGAGAUCAACGAUAUUAUCCGUCUCCCCAUGUAUGCCGACAGAAUAAAAACCGAUUGCCGAACCUUCGAGAAAAACGGUAGACGCAAAUAAUAAACCCAUAUCCCGAUCACAAGAGUAACCCACCAUAACAGGUGUUCAAGAAUCGGCGUUUGAAACUUUAAUGAAUUCGAAAGAAAUUGUAUACAUACAACGAGACGACUCUGACAUCGAAUUUGAUCAGUUUAGCAGAAUUGUGUACAAUAGGUAGGAGCUCUGGCGGCAUAUGACUAUCCGACCACCACGGCCCAUCAUUUCGAUACCGAUCAAUUGGUUUUUGGAGUAGCUAUAGGUUUAGAAGGUAUUAUAGUUCUAAAGAGGUUGGAAUUUUGGACCAACUUAUAGAGAUAAUAGCAUGUAUUAGAUAAAAUGUGUUAUGAGACCAGAUGUAUUUCUAUAAACUCAAAACAAUUAUGUUGCAAAUCAAACAGACAUAUUUCAAUUCAUUAGACAGAUUAUAUUUCAUUCUUGCCAACCAAACACUUGAUAACAUUUCAUCCCGAUUCUUUUCUGAUUUCAAUUCAUUUGACAGAUUUCAUUUCUUCAGAAAUCAUUCUGCUAACCAAACGCCCCCGUAGAGUGUUUUGAUUUGUGUGAAUGCACCCCGAACUCAAAACAACUAUUUAUAUCGAAAAAAAUUGGGAAAAUGGUCCAAAAAAGCAGAUGUAACCGCUAAAUACUGUAGAUUGGUUUUCAAUUUGGACAAUACAUUUUCUCCCAUAAACUACGAUUUUCGUUCUUGUGGGUUGUUAAGAUUUAUGCUUUUUGUUCAUGUGUUUUUGAAAUUAUGGUUUUCAUUUUGUAGUUAGCAAUUUAUUGAUGUUCUCGUCCUUUAUCUAUAUAAGUUGGCCCAAAACUAUAGUGUGUAUUGAUUUG